AUGCACGCCGCCCUGGCGGGGCCGCUGCUCGCCGCCCUCCUCGCCGCCGCCCGCGCCCGCCCGCAACCCCUGGACGGAGGAGGACAGUGUCGGCCGCCCGGAUCGCAAAGGGACCUCAACUCCUUUCUGUGGACUAUUCGGCGUGACCCCCCGGCCUACCUGUUUGGCACCAUCCACGUCCCCUACACCCGUGUCUGGGACUUCAUCCCGGACAACUCCAAGGCGGCCUUCCAGGCCAGCGCCCGCGUCUACUUCGAGCUGGACCUGACGGACCCCUACACCAUCACGGCGCUGGCCAGCUGCCAGCUGCUGCCCCACGGGGAGAACCUCCAGGACGUGCUGCCCCGCGAGCUCUACUGGCGCCUGAAGCGCCACCUGGACUACGUGAAGCUGAUGAUGCCCUCCUGGAUGACGCCCGCGCAGAGGGGCAAGGGGCUCUACGCGGACUACCUGUUCAAUGCCAUCGCGGGCAACUGGGAGCGCAAGAGGCCCGUGUGGGUGAUGCUGAUGGUGAACUCGCUCACGGAGACAGAUGUGCGUUCCCGGGGCGUGCCGGUGCUAGACCUCUACCUGGCCCAGCAGGCCGAGAAGAUGAGGAAGAGCACGGGGGCCGUGGAGCGGGUGGAGGAGCAGUGCCAUCCCCUCAACGGGCUCAACUUCUCCCAGGUGCUGUUUGCCCUGAACCAGACCCUGCUGCAGCAUGAGAGCGUGCGAGCCGGGAGCCUGCAGGCGCCCUAUACCACGGAGGACCUCAUCAAGCACUACAACUGUGGGGACCUCAAUGCUGUCAUCUUCAACCAUGACACGUCACAGCUGCCCAACUUUAUCAACACCACACUCCCGCCACACGAGCAGGUGACAGCCCAGGAGAUCGACAGCUACUUCCGCCAGGAGCUCAUCUACAAGCGGAACGAGCGCAUGGGGAAGAGGGUCAUGGCGCUUCUUCAGGAGAAUGAAGACAAGAUCUGUUUCUUUGCCUUCGGAGCAGGUCACUUUCUGGGGAACAACACAGUCAUUGACGUCCUCCGGCAGGCGGGGCUGGAGGUGGAGCACACACCUGCAGGGCAGACCAUCCACAGCCCUGCCGCCAGGAGCCCUGCACCCCCUCCCGAGAGGACCUCAGCGAGCCCGGCCCCCGUGACCCCUGCUGCUGCCGCCCCCGCAGCACCCUCGGUGACCCCCACCGCCCCGCCUGAGGAGGAGGACCCAGCCCUAUCCCCACACCUGCUGCUCCCCGACAGCCUCAGCCAGCUGGAGGAGUUUGGGCGGCAGAACAAGUGGCACAAGAGGCAGAAUAAACAGCAGCGGCCGCGGCAGUUCAACGACCUCUGGGUCCGCAUCGAGGACAGCACCACCGCCUCGCCACCCCCGCUGCCCCUCCAACCCACGCACAGCUACAGCUCCGGGACCGCCGGGCCCCUCUUCCAGCUCUCCGACCAGCUCCAGCCGCAGGAAGCACCGGGCUCCGCCAGCAGCUCAGUGCCUGCCCACUCCCAGCCGGCCCUGGGCCUCCUCCCUGCCAUCAUCGCUGCCAGCUUCGCAGCCCCCUUCCUGCUGCACACCUUCGGGCCUUCCUGA
Pipistrellus nathusii (Nathusius's pipistrelle) is the source of this 1578-nucleotide messenger RNA. NCBI's taxonomy places the organism in Eukaryota, Metazoa, Chordata, Mammalia, Chiroptera, Vespertilionidae. The record is from the annotation of a GenBank genome assembly.